Molecule: messenger RNA, 1338 nt
Organism: Schistocerca nitens (vagrant locust)
Lineage: Eukaryota; Metazoa; Arthropoda; Insecta; Orthoptera; Acrididae
Product: GRIP and coiled-coil domain-containing protein 2-like
Exons: 3
Coding region: 1-1338 (445 amino acids)
Source: RefSeq, a predicted model, not a curated record
AUGCGGUCGAUGUUGGUAGAUUUUAUAACAGAAUUCAGAGAAUUGUUAGAGGAAGAAUUCCGAAAGACUAGAGAAUCAUUUAAGAAAGCUUUACAAGAAUCAAUAGAGAAGAGCUCACAAGAAUUCAGAAAAUCAUUAAAGGAAGAUUUACAAGAGAUCAAAACAUCGUACACGAAGAUGGAAAAUAAUCUGAAGAAGGAAAUGCAGGAGUUACCAGAACGACUGAAGAUGAACGUCGUUGAGAGAGAAAAUAAACUACAGACAAAUAUAGACCAGGUCCAGGGAGACGUGGAGAAGACGGAAGGAAAGUUAACAGAGAAGACAGAAGACGAUGUUGAAGAAACUAAAACCGAAUUGGGAGAGAAGAUCACCGAAAUGACGCAGAUGCAGAAACAAUGCAACGACGUGGUUGAGAAGAUAGAAGAUGACGUGGAAGAAAAUAGAACCGAAUUGGGAGGAAAGAUCACCGAAGUGACGCAGAUACAGAAACAAUGCAACGAUGUGGUUGAAGGGGUAGGAGAAAAGCAAAAACAAUUGGCAGUAAAUCUGAAAAAUGCUAUAGCCGUACAGCGAGAAGAAGACGACCAGUGGGGUGCAAUCGAAGGUGAGGACUUCACUUGUGGAAUCAAGAGGAAGAAAGGGACUACGGAUAAUGAUUUUAUAACAGAAUUCAGAGAAUUGUUAGAGGAAGAAUUCCGAAAGACUAGAGAAUCAUUUAAGAAAGCUUUACAAGAAUCAAUAGAGAAGAGCUCACAAGAAUUCAGAAAAUCAUUAAAGGAAGAUUUACAAGAGAUCAAAACAUCGUACACGAAGAUGGAAAAUAAUCUGAAGAAGGAAAUGCAGGAGUUACCAGAACGACUGAAGAUGAACGUCGUUGAGAGAGAAAAUAAACUACAGACAAAUAUAGACCAGGUCCAGGGAGACGUGGAGAAGAUGGAAGUAAAGUUAACAGAGAAGACAGAAGACGAUGUUGAAGAAACUAAAACCGAAUUGGGAGAGAAGAUCACCGAAAUGACGCAGAUGCAGAAACAAUGCAACGACGUGGUUGAGAAGAUAGAAGAUGACGUGGAAGAAAAUAGAACCGAAUUGGGAGGAAAGAUCACCGAAGUGAUGCAGAUACAGAAACAAUGCAACGAUGUGGUUGAAGGGGUAGGAGAAAAGCAAAAACAAUUGGCAGUAAAUCUGAAAAAUGCUAUAGCCGUACAGCGAGAAGAAGACGUCCAGUGGGGUGCAAUCGAAGGUGAGGACUUCACUUGUGGAAUCAAGAGGAAGAAAGGGACUACGGAUAAUGAAAUUGUUGUGGAGGCAGCCCACUACCGGAGUCCAGGAUUAUUUUGA